Molecule: messenger RNA, 3657 nt
Organism: Eptesicus fuscus (big brown bat)
Lineage: Eukaryota; Metazoa; Chordata; Mammalia; Chiroptera; Vespertilionidae
Gene: ADAMTS14
Product: ADAM metallopeptidase with thrombospondin type 1 motif 14
Exons: 22
Coding region: 1-3657 (1218 amino acids)
Biological process (GO): proteolysis; extracellular matrix organization
Cellular component (GO): extracellular matrix
Molecular function (GO): metalloendopeptidase activity
Source: RefSeq, a predicted model, not a curated record
AUGGCUCCGCUCCGCGCGCUGCUAUCCUGCCUGCUGCCCCUGCACUGUGCGCUCUGCGCCGCCGCGGGCAGCCGGACCCCAGAGCGGCCCCUCCCCGGAAGGCUCGGUGACUAUGGUGUGACCGUGCCCCGCAGCACGGAUUUCCGGGGACGCUUCCUCUCCCAUGUGGUGUCCGGCCCAGCAGCAGCCUCUACAGGGAGUGCGUCAGAGGACAGGCCACCUGCACCGCCCUCACACGCUGGUCACCCGCGGGUGGCCCGCAGCCCCCUGCGCCCCAGAGGAGCCACUCCACAGCCUGACAGGCUCUACUUCAAUGUCACUGUGUUCGGGGAGGAAUUGCACUUGCGCCUGCGGCCCAACCGGCGGCUGGUGGUGCCCGGAGCCUCCGCAGAGUGGCAGGAGGACUUUCGGGAGCUCUUCCGACAGCCCUUGCAGCAAGAGUGUGUCUACACCGGGAGUGUCACAGGCAUGCCAGGGGCAGCUGUCGCCAUCAGCAACUGUGAUGGACUGGCGGGCCUCAUCCGCACAGACGUCACCGACUACUUCAUUGAGCCCCUGGAGCGGGGGCAGCAAGAGAAGGAGGCAGGCGGGCGGACACACGUGGUGUACCGCCGGGAAGCUGUCCAGCAGGAGUGGGCAGAGCCUGGAGGGGACCUUCACAACGAAGCCUUUGGCCUGGGCGACCUUCCCAACCUGCUGGGCCUGGUGGGAGGCCAGCUGGGAGAAGCGGAGCGGAAGCGGCGGCACGCCAAGCCGGGCAGCUACAGCAUCGAGGUGCUGCUGGCCGUGGACGACUCCGUGGUGCGCUUCCACGGCAAGGAGCACGUGCAGAACUACGUCCUCACCCUCAUGAACAUCGUGAAUGAAAUUUACCACGACGAGUCCCUGGGGACGCACAUUAACAUUGCGCUUGUCCGCUUGAUCAUGGUUGGCUACCGACAAUCCCUGAGCCUGAUUGAGCGUGGGAACCCCUCCCGCAGCCUGGAGCAGGUGUGUCGCUGGGCCCACUCUCAGCAGCGCCAGGACCCCGGCCACGCAGAGCACCACGACCACGUCAUCUUCCUCACCCGGCAGGACUUUGGGCCCUCAGGUAUGCAAGGGUAUGCACCUGUCACUGGCAUGUGCCACCCCCUGAGAAGCUGUGCCCUUAACCACGAGGACGGCUUCUCUUCUGCCUUCGUGGUGGCCCACGAGACUGGUCAUGUGCUCGGCAUGGAGCAUGACGGCCAGGGCAACGGCUGCGCGGAUGAGACCAGCCUGGGCAGCGUCAUGGCACCCCUGGUGCAGGCUGCCUUCCACCGCUUCCACUGGUCCCGCUGCAGCAAGCUGGAGCUCAGCCGCUACCUUCCCUCCUACGACUGCCUCCUGGAUGACCCCUUUGCACCCGCCUGGCCCCAGCCCCCGGAGCUGCCUGGCACUGACUAUUCCAUGGACGAGCAGUGCCGCUUUGACUUCGGCACCGGGUACCACACCUGCUCCGCGUUCACGACCUUUGAGCCCUGUAAGCAGCUGUGGUGCAGCCACCCCGACAACCCGUACUUCUGCAAGACCAAGAAGGGGCCCCCGCUGGACGGGACCGAGUGUGCGCCAGGCAAGUGGUGCUUCAAAGGUCACUGCAUCUGGAAGUCACCAGAGCAGACUUACGGCCAGGAUGGCGGCUGGAGCUCCUGGACCAACUUCGGGUCAUGUUCGAGGUCAUGCGGGGGCGGAGUGCGAUCCCGUAGCCGGAGCUGUGACAAUCCCUUCCCAGCCUACGGAGGCCGCCUGUGCUCAGGGCCCAUGUUCCAGUACCAGGUCUGCAACAGCGAGGAGUGCCCGGGGCCCUACGAGGACUUCCGGGCCCAGCAGUGUGCCAAGCGCAACUCCUACUACCUCCACCAGAACGCCAAGCACAGCUGGGUCCCCCACGAGCCUGAUGAUGACACCCAGAAGUGCGAGCUGAUCUGCCGGUCAGAGGACACGGGGGAUGUGGUCUUCAUGAACCAAGUGGUCCACGAUGGGACACGCUGCAGCUACCGGGACCCCUACAGUGUCUGUGCCCGCGGAGAGUGUGUGCCCGUCGGCUGUGACAAAGAAGUGGGGUCCAUGAAGGCAGACGACAAGUGUGGGGUCUGUGGCGGCGACAACUCCCACUGCCGGACUGUGAAGGGGACGCUGGGCAAGGCCUCCAAGAAGGCAGGAGCUCUCAAGCUGGUACAGAUCCCAGCAGGUGCCAGGCACAUCCAGAUUGAGGAGCUGGAGAAGGCCCCCCACCGCAUUGCGGUGAAGAACCAGGUCACAGGCAGCUUCAUCCUCAACCCCAAGGGCAAGGAAGCCGCUAGCAGGACCUUCACUGCAAUGGGCCUGGAGUGGGAGUACGCAGUGGAGGACGCCAAGGAAACCCUCAAGACGAGCGGGCCCCUGCCCGAAGCCAUCGCUGUCCUGGUGCUCCCCCCAGCUGAGGGUGGCCCCCGCGGCAGCCUGGCCUACAAGUAUGUCAUCCACGAGGACCUGCUGCCCCUCAUCGGCAGCAACAACGUUCUCCUGGAGGAGACGGACACCUACGAGUGGGCGCUCAAGAGCUGGGCCCCCUGCACCAAGCCCUGCGGAGGAGGUAUCCAGUUCACCAAAUACGGCUGUCGGCGCCGACGAGACCAUCACAUGGUACAGCGGCACCUGUGCGACCACAAGAAGAGGCCCAAACCCAUCCGCAGGCGCUGCAACCAGCACCAGUGCCCCCAGCCUGAGUGGGUGAUGGAGGAGUGGAGCACCUGCAGCCGGAGCUGUGGGAAGCUGGGGGUGCAGACUCGGGCAGUGCAGUGCCUGCUGCCCCUCUCCAACGGUACCCACAAGGCCAUGCCAGCCAAAGCCUGCCCUGGGGACCGGCCGGAGGCCAGGCGGCCCUGCCUCCGAGUGCCUUGCCCAGCCCAGUGGCGGACCGGAGCCUGGUCCCAGUGCUCUGCCACCUGCGGAGAGGGCAUCCAGCAGCGGCAGGUGGUGUGCCGGACCAAUGCCAACAGUCUCGGACAGUGCGAGGGGGACAAGCCGGACACCAUCCAGGCCUGCAGCCUGCCUGCCUGCAGAGGAAAUCUCCAGAACUCUACCGUGAGGGCUGACGUCCAGGCACUCGUGACCCCACAAUCUGGGCCCCUACAUCCUAUUAACAAGAUAACAUCAACAGAGCCCUGCAUGGGGGACAGGUCGAUCCUCUGUCAGAUGGAGGUGCACGAGCGCUACUGCUCCAUCCCCGGCUACCACCGGCUGUGCUGCGAGUCCUGCUCCAAGAAGGCCUCAGGCCCUGAUGCCAGCCUGGACCCCCGCCUGACCUCACCACCACCCUCCUCCACUCCUGGGAGCCCCUCGCCAGGAGCCAAGGCCCCUCCAGAUGCUGUGGAGCCCACUGUGGCCUCAAUGGGCUCAGACAACCAUCCACGUGGCCGACCCACACAGCUCCCAGGACCUCUGGGUACAAGCCCCCCAGUGACCCAGCGCCUCGGCUCUGCUCCCCAGAAACUGAGUCCUGGAGCAUUGCAGAGUACUUCCCCUGGCGCCACCCGGGGGCGGCCUUGGGGCUGGACCACUGGCCCACCUCUGCCAGCCUCUGAGGAUAAAGGGCAACUCAGCGGAGACCCGAAGCACCCGGGCGCCAGCCUUCCAGCCACCUCCCCGGUGACAUGA